Molecule: messenger RNA, 4049 nt
Organism: Caenorhabditis angaria
Lineage: Eukaryota; Metazoa; Nematoda; Chromadorea; Rhabditida; Rhabditidae
Source: the annotation of a GenBank genome assembly
AUGUCCCUGUUUGGCUCAUCAGCAUCCGGAGCAGGAGGAUCAAUUUUGAGCGGAACAUCCGCUAAACCAGGAGGACUUUUCGGAACUUCUACCACCACUACUGCAAGUGCUCCACUUUUCGGAGCAACAACAACUACAACAUCCGCCGCCACAACUGGUGGAUUAUUUGGCACAACUUCAACCACAGCAGCACCUGCUGGAGGUCUUUUUGGCUCCACUGCAGCUCCAGCAACAUCUACAGCGGCUCCAGCUGCGACUGGAAGUCUUUUCGGAACUACAGCCACAACAACAACAGCUGCACCAACUACUGGAGGACUUUUUGGAAGUGCUGCACCAGCAGCUACACCAAGUUUAUUUGGAGCAGCGCCAGCUGCAGCAGCCACGACAACAACUGGUGGUUCAUUAUUUGGUGCCGCCAAACCUGCUGGUGGAUUAUUUGGUGCAACUGCAGCCGCACCUGCAGCUGCUUCAACUGGUGUUAGUCUUUUCGGAACACCAACCACUUCUACAGCAAAUGUUACUUGUAAGUUUAAGUUUAUGACCCAAAGAUUGUGAUCAGAAGAUCAGAAAUACUAGAAAACAUAUUUUUCAUUGAAAAAUCUCGUGAAAAAUUCAAAUUUUCAAUGAUUUUUGGCUUCGAAAGACACCCCAGAAGUCUAAGUUUUGAGAAAUUUGAAUUUCGCGCCUUUUUUGCCACGUGGAUUUAUUUCGCUCCAAUUUUUUCAUGAUUUUAGGUUUCGAAUGACACCCCAUAAGCCUAAUUUUUGAAAAAUUUGAAUUUCGCGCUUUUUUUGCCACGUGGAUUUAUUUCGCUCGAACUUUUUCAUGAAAUUCGGCUUCGAAUGAAACCCCAUAAGCCUAGGUUUUGAAAAUAUCUGAAUUUCGCGUCAAUUUUUGCCACGUGGAUUUUUUUCGCUCCAAAUUUUUCAUGAAAUUCGGCUUCGAAUGAAACCCCAGAAGUCUAAGUUUUUAAAAAUUUUGAAUUUCACGCUUUUUUUGCCACGUGGUUUUAUUUCGCUCCAAAUUCAAAUUUUUUCCACGAAUUUUAAGCCUAGAUUUCUAUAACAAAAUUGUUUUCCAGUGGGACUUGGCGGAACUCAACAAAAAUUGGCGACCGGCACAAUCGGCGCCACAUCCACAACUCUCACAGCCGGCGGCGAAAAGGAGGCGGUGAAGGAUGGCGAAAUCGCCGGAGCUGCACAAAUUCGAGAAUUAUUGCCGUUGAUUGAGUGAGUCAUGAUUUUUCUUUCCUGAAAAUCUUUUUGAAAAAUUUCAGAGCGAGCUUGAAGAAAAAUCGAGAAAUAAUGGAAGAUGUUGAAAAUACGACAAUUGACACGAGCCCAAUAUCGAUUGAUGAAAUGAUUGAUAAGGUGAUUUUAAAAAAAUCUGAAAAAAAAAAAUAGAAAAUUCAAGGAUUUUUUUAUAGACUCGAACAUGGAUCAAUGAAAGUCGCCGGAAUAUUCGAGAAGCUUCGGAUAUGGCAACAUAUGUUGCCACUUUGGUUUCAGACGAUAAACAAUUUUUGGACACUGCUAAAAAACUACAGGAUGCUUCGACUACAAGUAAUCAGACAACACUUUGUAAUACAAUUAAGAGGUUGGCGAAUUUUUAUAUUUGAAGGGGUUUUGAGCAGUAAAUAAGUUGUGCUCAUUAGAAAGAGCAUUUUUCUGGAGGCUUCUCAAGUAUUAUUUUUGAAAAAUUUCAAAGUUCGAGUGAAACACCUCAGAGAUUCGCUGGCCAGCUCGCCACUAGAUCAGGACCAGGUGGCCGGAAAGUUCAAAACGAGCUGAAUUUGAUUCGGCCACCAGGUCGCCUUGAGUUUUCCGGCCACGUGGCCUGUGUGUUUGAAAUCCUGGAAAGCUAGCAAGACGGUGGUUUUUACUCAAAAUAGUGCAUUUUUAACUGUUUUUUUUUCACUUCCUAAGGUUUCUAGUACUCCGAAAAAACAGAAAAUGAGCCAAUUUCUUCGAAAAUGCUCGGAUUCAGAAGUUUUUUGGACUUUUUUCUCUUAAGCGAGACGAUCUGGACGCGAGGUCGGGUCGAGCUGGACAACCUGGGCGAGGUGGUCUGCAUUAACUGAACCACCUCGCGACCAGGUCGUCUCGCAAAAAAUACGGGCGAUGUGGUUGUCCGUGUCAAUUUCAGAUGGGCAGUCGACCCCACCUAGUGACCAGCUGGCCAGCGAAUCUCUGAGACCGUGUAAAAUAUCAGGGGCGAUUCAGGAACGAAAAAAAUGUUUUAAAAUGUUUUUUUUAUCAUUGAAAGAUCAAUUAACGAAAAGUCAAAAAAUGUCGAAAAACAUUGUGAGUCAAAAUUAGUUUUUCGAGUUUUUCAGCCAAAAAUGAUGACAAAUCGAGAUUUUCGAAGCUUCUGGAGUAAUUUCUGAUGAAAAUAAGCUUCUAGAACUGUAUUUUACCUCAUUUUAUUAAUUUCUUCGAAGUUCAUCAAAAUUUAAAAAUUUUUUAUUCUACGAAAAAUCAGCAAAACCUUCUGGAAAGUGAAUUCCAAGGUCAAUUUUCAUCAGAAAUCACUCCAGAAGCUUUUAAAAACAUUGAUUUGUCAACAUUUUUUGGCUGAAAAACUCGAAAAACUAAUUUUGACCUACAAUGUUUUUUCGACAUUUUUUGACUUUUUGUGAAUUGAUCUUUCGAUGUUAAAAAAUCAGUUUUUAGCUUUCUCAAUUUUUUUUUAAUUUGAGAAGCUUCCAGAAAACAUCUUUCGAAGAUUCUACUAAUUAGAACAUGCCUUUUCAAAUGAGCACAGCUUAUUUUCUUUUCAAACCCCACUUUUAAGUGAAAUAUUCCAUCUCACAAUCAAUAUUCAUGUUUCAGUCAUCUUUUCGAGUUAACAAAUAAUUAUGAUGCGCAAAUGUUGCAAAUGCAAAAACGAGUUGAGGGAAUUCAUUCGAAAUUCGAGCGAUUAUUAAAUGGAGAAUCGGCAUUGACAAUGAGCGAAUUGGAUGAAAUGUUCAAAAGAUGCGAUAAAUCAUAUGCGACUGCUCAAUAUCAUAUACACGAAACUGGAAGGGAAAUUGAGGUAUUUUUUGGAAUCUAGACAAAAAUCUUGGCAAAACGGAAUAAAAAACCCGAAAUAUGUUUUUAACCUUCCAAAAUUGUUAAGAUAAUGCCACGUCAUAACUAAUGAGGCACAAAUUAGAAGCCUUAAAAAUUAAUGAAAAUUUUGACUGUUGUUAAGCUGAAAUUCCACGUCAUAACUUUUUUAAAUUGAGAAAUUGAGGUAUUUUUGAACUCUAGAAAACAUCUAAAAAUGAGUUAUGACGUGGCAAAUUUUAGAAAUUCACAAAAACCUAAACAUUUAAAGUACUUUUCCUAACAUCCAAAAUUAUUUCAAUUUUUUUUUUCAUAAAAUAGAAUAUUGCCAAGAUAAUGCCACUAAUGUUUAAAGAAAAAAGUUCAGCCAAUUUUUUUUUGAAAUCUGAGAAAAAAAUCUAUGACGUGGCAAAAAAUAGAAACCUUAAAAAUCAAUGAAAAUUUUAACUGUUUUGUAAUGCCACUUCAUGUUUAACUCAAAAAAAACCUAAAAGUUCCACUCUUUCUAUUUUUCACGAAAGCCCCUUUUUCCAGGCGCUCAAAAACGUUCUAAUAGAACAAGGCUAUACACAUUUGCGAAAAUCCUAUCAACAACCAUUCUCAAACAUUACAAAUUCUUCAACCAACGAAGGCGCCGAAUUCUUCCCAUCUCAAUCAAGUUUAGCAGUCAUCGGAAGCUCAUUGCGUGCUGCUCCACAAACAACUGCACCAAUCACAACUGGUUUAGGACUUGGAACAACUGGUGGAUUAUUUGGUAGCACUGGCGGAGGAACAUCGCUUUUCGGUUCGACUACAGCAAAUACAGCCACUAAACCAUUGUUUGGUGCGACUAGUAGUGCUGGAACAACUGGUGGAUCUUUAUUCGGAAAUUUGACAACAUCAGCGACUUCUACAACUGCACCAGCUACAACUGGAGCAUCAUUAUUCGGUGCAAAACCGACUGCAACUUCAACUGUUACAAAUAAUUCGAGUGGUUUGUUGUUUAGUAUGAAGAAAUAA